GUUUCAACCCCCUACCGCCCCCUCUCGUCCGACGCCCCCGCUCAACACCAAACCUUACUUUACGUUACUUACUUCUCGUGUGCAGUGUGCAGUCAAGUCGACGGUGUGCCGUUUCAGGCCCUAAGUAAUUUUCUCUCCUCUGUUGGUUGCAUAUUCUUUGCAAUGAGUCACACAAUUCUACUUGUCCAACCUGGACAAAAGCCGGAGACAAGGACCUACUCUGAUUAUGAGUCAGUUAAUGAAUGUAUGGAAGGGGUUUGCAAGAUUUAUGAAGAACAUUUGAAGAGGCAAAACCCUGACACCCCCUGUAUUACCUACGACAUUAGUCAACUUUUUGAUUUUGUUGAUCAGUUGGCAGAUCUCUCGUGUCUUGUAUAUCAGAAGAGCACUAAUACUUAUGCACCAUACAAUAAGGACUGGAUCAAAGAAAAGAUUUAUGUAUUACUCCGCAGACAGGCUGCAAGUUCCAAUAACUAAACUCUCCUUCCAUUUCAAUGGGAGACAUCAAGAAAAAUUGGUCUCUUUUGUCCUAAUUGUACAAUUAAGUGUGUAAUCUUAAGCUAAGAAUACAAGUCAUUCAACCAUUCUCAUUUUGCAACCACUUCAUCCCUUUGCAAUGUUAAUGCGCACUGGCAUUCUAAUUGGUGGAAUUGUUGAGCAUGAAAGUGAAGAGCUGAGUCAGAUAUUUGCUGUCUGCUAAUUUUCAGAUGAGUUUUUAGUCAAGACUUGCUUUGGAUCAGGUUGAAUUGUUUAAUUUGCCGUUUUACGUAUUUUUUGUUAGUCUUAAUACUGCCCAAGUAUUAAAUUUACUGAGGUUUUGAAGUGUACCUUUUUUUUUAUGUUGUAACUGAGUGAGUUUUUGAUUCUCCUAUAUUUCUAAAGUCUAAUUUAACAGAAUGUUGGAUUGUGAGACCUUUCAUUUGCACCGAGGUUCAAAUUAAGGUAUCAAUUGAUAUGUGCUGUUUUCUCAGCAAGUUAUCAAAGUAGAUUAUUUCAAAUGUGUUUUGUAUUGAUUUGUUUUUUAACUAAAUGAGAAACUGUGGAAAGUCAUAAACACAAUUUGUAAUUUGA
This is a messenger RNA of Frankliniella occidentalis (western flower thrips), 1071 nucleotides long. It is a transcript of the gene e(r), whose product is annotated as enhancer of rudimentary homolog. The transcript has 4 exons. Lineage: Eukaryota; Metazoa; Arthropoda; Insecta; Thysanoptera; Thripidae. Bases 163 to 477 code for a protein of 104 amino acids. The record is from RefSeq and is a predicted model, not a curated record.